AUACGCCUUAACACGUACAGACCUUUCGGCGAGUCCUGGGAAAAGGAUGAGGUCCAUCUGUAUUCAAGCCUUGCUGGCGGCCAGCUCGGUUGUCGCUGUUGCUCAGCAGCAAAGGAAUGAAGAGCACGAAGAGAACGUCUUGUCCGCCCGACAAGCUUUCAGGGAGAUCCAUGAUCAUCUCCUGGGGUUGCAAUUGCCUGGCGAGGUCUCGCAGCUGGAACUUGGUGGAAAUGAUCAAGGAUUGUUACAAGCCAGCUCGAGGGUGAAUACAACGGGUUGGGACGAGCUUGUUCGGGAGGAGGAUGAGUUGACCGGGAGCAAGAAGGGGAAUGUAAAGGAAGAUCCAGAAGAUCGACCUCGAGGCAGGUUCCUCCACAUAACCGACUUCCACCCCGACCCUUUCUAUACAGCAGGGUCGACCUUCGAAUCGGGUUGUCACAGAAAACCUGAAAAGAAGAAGAAGAAAAAGGGGAAAAAGGGAGGGAAAAAUGAGGUGGAUGGGUUGAAGAAGGAUAAAGAUGAUGAUGAGGAUGAGGAUGAGGAGUUGGCGGGGAGGUGGGGGACUAGUUCUUCGGACUGCGAUGCCCCCAUGUCGCUGGUGAACAUGACGUUCGACUGGUUGAAGCAAGAAUGGGCGGAUAAAGUGGACUUUGUCGUCUGGACGGGCGACAACGCCAGACACGAUAUCGACUCUUCCAUCCCCCGAACUCCGAGUGAGAUCAACGAUCUGAACCGGAUGAUGGUCAGGCGGAUGCGAGAGACGUUUGGGGAAGAUGUCGUCGUGGUGCCUUCUUUGGGGAAUAACGAUAUUUACCCACACAAUAUUUUGGUCGCGGGGCCGAAUGCGGUGACGAACAGUUUUACCGACAUCUGGAGCGACUAUAUCCCCGCAGAGGAUUACCACGUCUUUCAACGAGGAGCUUAUUUCGCCAUCGACGUCAUUCCGGACAAGUUGGCGGUGAUCAGCUUGAAUACUUUGUAUUGGUACGACGCCAACAAGGUGGUCGAUGGAUGUAAGGACGGGUCGAAUGAGCCAGGAGCGCUCGAGUUUGAUUGGCUCGAGGUGCAGCUGGAUAGUUUCAGGGAGAGGGGUAUGCAGGUAUGGCUGACGGGUCAUGUGCCGCCGAAGAUGGGGAGGUACUUUGACAACUGCUACCUGCGAUAUGGAGAGCUCGCUUUGCGGUACCAGGACACUAUCGUCGGUCACCUCUAUGGGCAUAUGAACGUCGACCACUUCUUUUUCCUCGACGUCGACGAGCUCGAAGCAACGACCCCGCUCCGACUACAAUCACAAGCUCAGGGCCUGGCCGACCGCGUACAUGCUAUGGGUCGGAUCGCCGACACGAACCUUCAGCAGGAACUCCACAAGGACUUCAAUGAUAUGCCAAAACUCAGCAAGAUCAAGAUGGAGGAUUACGCGGUGGUGCACGUUUCGCCUAGCGUUAUUCCGACGUAUCUACCAGGGAUUCGGGUCUUCAGCUACAACGUCACGGGUCUCGAACUGGAUGACGACGACUACGAGAGUGGUGUCGAUGGUUUGAAGAAGAAGGGAAAAAAGAGAAAAGGUGGCGGUCAUCGACAUGGCAAGAAGCCCAAGAACAACUGCCACGAACCGGAACAUGAGGACCAGCCGCAUUGCAAGUUCCGAAGCAAACCCCGUUUCUACUCGCCAGAGUCGCCGAGCCGUUCGAACCAGAUGUUUACCCCACUAGGAUACGCUCAAUUUUACGUACCUGAUCUGGAUAAACAAACGGUGGAACCGCCUAAAUGGGAGCUCGAGUAUGCUACGUACGACGUGGACGGACUGCUGCGAGGAGGGUACAACGGAACCGACGGGGAUGCUACCGGUCGUCAACCUGUACCAUGGCAUCUCUUGCCCGGAUUUGAUGAGGUUAACACCGAGGUUCUGGCUCGGGCGCAGAAAGACGGCGAGAAGGACCCAAAGAAUGAUGGCGGGAUGAGCAAGUUCCGCAAGGGGCUCAAAAAGUUGACUCCGUUCCGUAUGAGCGACUUGACCAUCCCGACCUAUGUCGCGUUGGCCAAGCAAUUGUCGGAGGAAACCCCGCUGUGGAACAAGUUUGCGCGGUUCAUGUAUGUAUCGACCAAGACUGACAGUUAACGUUUUGUACAAACACCCGACCGUUUAUUUAGUCAUCCUAAUCUAUCAUAUCAAGGUUUACCCUACUGAGAUUCCACCACAAGAGAGCGAAAUUGUCAUAGUCCUUUUCUGACAUACUUAAACCACCUUACGUAUUCGAAGUCGGGUUCAAAGCGAGAUCGCUCCGGCGAUCGCUCCAUUGUCAUCUGAUUAAACGACGGUAUGCACCUCGACAUAUCUUCACGCUCGUCCGGGAACAACGUGAAUGGUUCUGGC
This is a messenger RNA of Filobasidium floriforme, 2374 nucleotides long. RefSeq names its product putative endopolyphosphatase. Gene Ontology annotation, molecular function: endopolyphosphatase activity; exopolyphosphatase activity. Gene Ontology annotation, biological process: polyphosphate catabolic process. The record is from RefSeq and is a predicted model, not a curated record. The coding region runs from base 47 to 2119 and encodes 690 amino acids. Gene Ontology annotation, cellular component: fungal-type vacuole; membrane. The transcript is spliced from 12 exons. NCBI's taxonomy places the organism in Eukaryota, Fungi, Basidiomycota, Tremellomycetes, Filobasidiales, Filobasidiaceae.